AUGUGUGUGUGUACCACUAAACCAUAAUCGUUGUUGUCUGUAUUGGUUGUCGUUAAGGCAGAGCAGAGGGUUAUUCUCUCUGUUUGGCUUACUCGGAAAUUGCCCCUUUGUUUCGGCUAUCUUUAAUUAAAUAUUUCAAUACAAAUUGUAUAUUCCAGUGCAAGUAGAUACAUCAUAUCUUCCCAUUGCAUGUGUGAGUGAGUGUGCGCGCGCGAGUGAGUGAGUGGGAAGUACAUAAACUGUAACUAAACAAAGAUGUUGUACUUUACAACAAUAUUUAAAGUGCGACGUUUGCAACCUCUCUCUUUCUUGCCCUUUCUUACACCACCUCCGGGUGACGUAGCGCUGUUGCUGCUGCUCUACUUUCACACUGCUCGCGGAGUACGUACGCUCUCACAAAAAGCAGUGCUGAGAGAGGGAGAGAGCGUCGGAGCGAAUUAGAGAGAGAGUGGCAUUAGAAGAGAGAGGGAAGCGACUGUUCGCUCAACCAUUGGUGGCCACUUUUGUUUGGGUUAUGCUUUGGCUGUUGCUGUUGCUCCAGCUGUUGACGAAGGCGUCUGUCUGCUCGCAGUGCUGUUGGCCUCCACUCCGCUCCGCACCGCGUCUAAUUCGAUUCCCGUUCUUCCGCAAAAAUAAGACAAAAAGCAAGAGAAAAUGAGCUGGCAAUUGCACAAGCCUCAAAACUAAGCAGUUGAAACAUCAGCCAUCACACCAACGGGACAGUAACAACCGCAAGAGAAGUGGAAGCAAGCAGUAGAAGCAGAAACAUCGAAGACAGCAAUUUGCCACGACAAUGCCACCGCACAAGUGGACGGACGAGACGCGCGACGCCUCCUGCUACUACGCGGACGCGGAUGAUGCUGCCAACAGGCGGCACCCCUCCUCCUCCUCCCUCGACGACGACGACGACGAUGAUGAUGCCGACGACGAGCAGGAGGCGUUCUGCGCUGGCGACAGGCCGCUCAUUAGGGGCGGCGGCGGUGGCGUUGGCGGUGCGGCCGCAGCGGGGGUCGAGGGCCGUGAUAGCUGCGGCCUGAAGACACGCCACAUUUUCGGCCUGAUGGGAUUCCUGGGCUUCGCCGUGGUCUAUGCCAUGCGGGUGAACCUGUCGGUGGCGAUUGUGGCCAUGGUCAACCAGACGGCGAUUCCGCACAGCAACGGGUCUGUGGUGGACGAUGACACGUGCCCCAUGCCGGAGCCGGGGCGCAACGACAGCGGCCACCGGAUGCCCGAGGGCGAGUUCGUCUGGGACGAGGCCACCCAGGGCCUGGUGCUGGGCAGCUUCUUCUACGGCUACGUGCUCACCCAAGUGCCGGGCGGACGCAUGGCCGAGCUGAUUGGUGGAAAACUGAUCUACGGCUACGGUGUGCUGGUCACGGCCAUCUUCACGCUCCUCACGCCGCUGGCGGCACGCUGGGACCUGCCGCUGCUCAUCCUGGUGCGCAUACUCGAGGGCAUGGGCGAGGGCGUCACAUAUCCGGCCAUGCACGCAAUGCUGGCCCACUGGAUACCGCCGUUGGAGCGCAACAAGUUUGCGGCAAUCGUCUAUGCUGGCUCGAACAUCGGCACCGUGAUCUCCAUGCCCCUGGCCGGAUGGCUCUGCUCGCUGGACUUUCUCGGCGGCUGGCCCUCGGCCUUCUACAUCUUUGGGCUGCUGGGCAUCCUGUGGUUCGUCUGCUGGAUGUAUCUGGUGUACGACAGGCCCAGCCUGCAUCCGCGCAUCUCCAUCAAGGAGCGGGAGUACAUCGAGAGGAGUCUUCGCACUCAGUCGCUGAUCAGCCAGAAUGCAGACGAGGAGGAAGAUGAGGAAGAGGACGAUGGCAACGGGGAUGCUGGCGUUCGGCUGCGACAUGGAGACAUGGAUGAGAACAUACCCUGGCGCUCGCUGCUCACAUCGGUGCCGCUGUGGGCCAUUCUGCUGACGCAGUGCGGCCAGGGCUGGGCCUUCUACACGCAGCUGACGGAGCUGCCCACCUACAUGAGCAACAUCCUGCACUUUGACAUCCAGUCGAAUGCCCUGCUCAACGCUGUGCCCUACCUGACCGCCUGGUUCGUGGGCAUCGCCUGCUCCGCCCUGGCCGACUGGAUGCUGGCCCGGCGCUACAUCUCGCUGCUCAACUCCUACAAGCUGUGGAACACGGUGGCCUCCGUCGUGCCAUCGCUGGGCCUCAUUGGCAUCAUCUACGUGGGCUGCGACUGGGUGUGGGUCACCUUCAUGCUGGCGGGCGUCGGCUCCUUUGGCGGCGCCGUCUACGCCGGCAAUCAGAUGAAUCACAUUGCCCUGAGUCCACGCUACGCGGGCACCAUGUAUGGCAUCACCAAUUCGGCGGCCAAUAUCUGCGGCUUCCUCGCCCCCUAUGUCAUCGGGCUGAUCAUCAAUCACCGCGAGACCCUCACCCAGUGGCACAUUGUCUUCUGGCUGGCCGCGGCCCUCAACAUUGGCGGCAACUUUAUCUAUCUAAUCUUUGCCAGUGCCGAGGAGCAGAGCUGGUCGCGCUCCGGUCGUCGUCGCAGCUCACUCAGUGCCUCACUGCGCACUUAGCGGCAAUUCCGGCGCCAGGUAGAGCGCCUUGUACCUAAGGAGAGCAUCGCUAUGCAGCUGGAGAAUAAGCAUGUGUGAUAAUUCCAAUCCAGGCAGAACUUACGUAUUGGAAUGUGCAAUUAUAUCUGUAUAUGUCUAUAGUUUAUAGGAAAGUAUUGUUGUAGCUUCCAAACCGAAAACUCCAGUGCUACCAGGGGGAGCCAAACGGCUCCUCCAACUCCUCCUUCUUGAUGUUGACUGUUUUAACGAUAAUUGGUGUAUCCUUUUAUAUGGAAUAUUGUUUUAUGUACAUUAACUAUAAUCGUUAGAAUGCAACUAUACACAUCCUGUACACAGCGUAGAACUAAUUUUGAUGUAAGACAUGUGUAUGCCUAGUAGCUAAGUCUGUGACGAAUGGAUAUUGCUGUCAGAAUAAAACUGCACAAACAUAUCGUAGACAUUA
Drosophila guanche is the source of this 2984-nucleotide messenger RNA. It is a transcript of the gene MFS10, whose product is annotated as putative inorganic phosphate cotransporter. The record is from RefSeq and is a predicted model, not a curated record. Gene Ontology annotation, biological process: monoatomic anion transport; transmembrane transport. Lineage: Eukaryota; Metazoa; Arthropoda; Insecta; Diptera; Drosophilidae. The transcript is spliced from 2 exons. Gene Ontology annotation, molecular function: transmembrane transporter activity. Bases 794 to 2542 code for a protein of 582 amino acids.